Cydia fagiglandana is the source of this 2640-nucleotide messenger RNA. RefSeq names its product E3 ubiquitin-protein ligase RNF220 (gene RNF220). The transcript is spliced from 8 exons. Gene Ontology annotation, biological process: protein ubiquitination. Lineage: Eukaryota; Metazoa; Arthropoda; Insecta; Lepidoptera; Tortricidae. Gene Ontology annotation, molecular function: ubiquitin protein ligase activity. The record is from RefSeq and is a predicted model, not a curated record. Bases 266 to 1432 code for a protein of 388 amino acids.
UUUCCAUUUAAAGCAAAGUGAAAUACCCCUCUUAUAAUCUCCUCAAUGAAAAUAGUAAACGAACUAUUUAUUUAUUGUUGUUGAUAUCUAUUACGUACUCAAAUUACAAUAAUUACGCCAAAAAUGACUAGAAGAAAAGUGGUCGCAGUUAAAUCGAAGUUCCAUAUAACGAAUAAACUAAUUUAAUUCGACUUUUAUUCCGCGUAAUCUCUGAUGCAUUUAGAUUGAAGUGUACCUAUCCGCAAUAACAAAACUGUGAACUGAAAUGUUACCCGUUUUACUUUUUAAUAACAUGGAAGGGAGUUCUAAUUCGCUAAAUAACAACGGUAAUAACGCUUUCGGACAGUUAUACGACGAUAAUGUGAUUUUAAAUUCGGUUAGGAGUCGUAAAAAGGUCUCGGAGACGGCUAGUUGUCCAGUUUGCAGUUGUACUAUUAGGCAAGGUGAACUGGAGUCACAUUUGAACUUAGAAUUGGAUCGGUUGUAUAAGCUUUCAAAUGGUGUGAAUAAGAGGAAACUGAGUGUAAACAGUUCAAGUAAUAGUAGCUUUAAUCCUUUGCCUGGAUCGAGUACGGAAGAAGUGCCCGACGACCAGGAAGUGGACGUGUCGGGAUGCCCGGGAAGUGAUGUUUAUCAGCGAGUCCACUCUAACCGCCUCCGGCGCCUCCGUGCCAGACGGCGAGGCUCCCCUCCCCCAGCCACGGGCGAGUGCCCUGUCUGCAACGUCAACAUGCCUACGUCGAAACUGCAGAGGCACGCCCUCCGCUGCCUGAAGCGGACGGGGGCAGCUAUAGAUGAAGACUUGCCGGAUUCCAGCUCUGAUGAGAGCAUUGAUGUUGAGAACGACUCGCCGGGCGGGUUCGGCGCGGAGUACCAGUGGUGCGGCGAGUGGCGCGUGCGCGCGGCCGCGCUGCAGCCCGCCGACGCGCGCCGCGCCACCUGCGUGCGCCGCGAGGACCACGACCAGGCCCUGGUUGUAGACGGUGAUGAGGACACGGAACUGUACGGACCACCUCAAUACUCGCCUUCGAGAAUAGCACCUGACGCAGAGAUCACUCCACCAGAACAACCGUCCGAGGAUCACCCGAGCUCGGAGAACGGGAUCACAGAGAGAGUUGUCUCCGAUGUGCACAUUAGCUUCACCGACCCGGAGCCGGUGCGGGACAAACCGAACGGGCUGGUGGAAGCCAGUGCGGAGACUAGAAUACAAGCAUUGAAAGCCAGGAUAAGAGACUUAGAAAGAAAACAGAACAGCGCUUCAGAAGCCAAGUGUCUUAUCUGCCUCGGGGCGUACACGUCGCCCGCUGUCUCCAUACAAUGCUGGCACGUUUACUGUGAGGUAUGCUGGCUGGAGUCACUCAAAGCUAAGAAGAUAUGCCCUCAGUGCAACGCCAUCACGACCGCACAACACUUAAGGAGAAUCUACAUGUGAACAUUUUGCUUUGUCCGAGUUUAUUUCUGUGCACAAUAUUAUAAUUAUCAUUAUUUGUAAUCCAUACGCAAAAGAGUUACGAAACAUGUGAGGGGCAACUAUUAUUAUUUGGUUUAAGCGGUUAAAGACCUAAUGACCUCAAAAAAAUGCCUUAAAAUCAGUGAUCACAAGAUUUUAAGGCAUUUUCUGAGGGUUUACAUUAUCAGUGUUUCAUAUCCCAUUUACAAAAAUUACGGUUCGAUCGGCUAAUUUAAUGCCGAAUCAUCCUGAAAUUUAUUCUGAAAUUGGGACAAUCAUUCUGUAAUUUUAGUACCUGGAACAUAUAAUCUGGCAAGACAACUUUGUCAGUAGAAGAAGGGGGCAAAUUUUAUGCGCUAAGGUUUUAGUUUAACAUACGGUGCAACGGAACAAUUUCGACUGUGGGGUAAUUUCAACUAAUCGAAAUAUCUUCCAUGUUUUACAUUAUUACCUAGUGACAUAUAUGUCCAGAUAGCGAAAACAAUGUGUUGUGUGAGACUAGGUAAUAAUGUAAAACAUGGAAGACAUUUCGAGUAGUUGAAAUUAACCCUGCAGUCGAAAUUGCCUCGCUGCACCUUAUACAAAUUGUGAAUUUAGCGCCUUUUUCUACUGACAGAGUAUAAAAACAACGUUUAAGUAAUUUUGCUUCUCCAACCUAUAAUUUUGUACAAUAGAGUGUGCUGGUUUUGCUCAAAAUCCAUUAUAAAAUUGACCGUAGUUCUGUAGAAAGCGACCAACUUUUUAUUUUUGUCAAAGUGACUUACACCCUAACUCAUUAGCAUUGGUCGCUUUCUGCAAUGAUAGAAAAAUUUAGUUGGUCGUUUUCUGCAUAACUAUGGUCAAUUGAGUUUUCGUCAAAAGUCUGAUUAUUAUUAAUUGCCGCCCGAUAAAAAACAUAAUAAUGUAAGUUAAUUAAUGGUGAAAUAUUUAUGCAUGUCAAAUGUUUUUUUUAUUAUGGCCCACAAGCCUAAACUACAAGAGACAUAAAAUUGUAACUUUUGCCAAACCACGUCUAAUUCUUAAAGGAAAUCCAAUUUAUUUGUAUUGACAAUUAUUUAUUUGAUUUAAUGUUUUUUUUCCCUAAUAAAUAAGUCCUAUUGAAGUAUAUGGUAUAAUGAAAGCCUUCUGUGAAGAUAAUAUGUACAAUAAGUAAGAUUAAGCUAAAGUUGUAAAUAAAAAUAUUUUUCUUA